Schistosoma turkestanicum is the source of this 2532-nucleotide messenger RNA. The record is from the annotation of a GenBank genome assembly. Lineage: Eukaryota; Metazoa; Platyhelminthes; Trematoda; Strigeidida; Schistosomatidae.
GCGCGAAAUUUGUUGUGUUAGCUGUAUACAGCAUUCUUCGUCGAUGUAAGUAGCUCCUAUGUACUUACUGAAUCAUCGUGCCAAGCAACCUUUUCACUUGCUCAGACUGCUACAAAAACAUACUUUGGUUAAUAUUCCUCAAAGCAACCAGUCUCCAGUUUGUAGAAAAAGCUAUAUACAACAACAAUUUUUAUGGCCUAAUGUUCUAUUCAGGUCGCCACUUGGUGUGUUUUGAAGGGAAAAAUAGGCGCUUUAAUAUAGAUAUCGAUCUAGGUCGUUCCGACACAAUGAAGGACUUGGAAAUAAGAUUAACAGCUGAUGACGACUUAUAUUUUCUUUAUUCCAUAAGAAUUACGGCAGAUGAGUUUGCCAAAAUUAAGCAGCAACAAGGUUUGCUCAUUAAUUUCAAUGAGUUUGAACAAAAAGUGGCAGAUUUAUUACGUAUUUGCUUACAAGACGAGACGACUGAGCGUCCUAAAUAUGGACUCCGAUUUUCCAGAAACACUGAUGAAAAAGAUAGUGGUUUAUUACAGAUAAUUGAAGCCACCAAUUUUAAGUAUCUCCACCAUUUAAGCCUCAAUCUGUAUGCAGCAGAUGACGAAAAGCUCAAACUGUAUCUAGUUAACAGUUUAAAGAAAUAUAAGGCUGAAAGUGAAACAAUUAUUAAGCAGCUCAACCAUUCUGUAUCGGAGCUGACGUUAUCUCUAAAAUCUGCAGAAGAGGGUACGAGGUGUGUAAUAAAUGAGUUUGAAGCGUUCAAAAUAGCAUGCUCAACUAAAGAGAAUAAUCUUCGGGCAGAAAAUGAGUUGGCUAUGAAGGAGUUGCAGUCGAGACAUGAUGAGGUAAGAAUGAAGUUGGAGGAGUCUAUUUGUAAAGAAAAAGAUUUAGCCAACCAGAUGCAAGAGGAGCUUCAUAAAGACUUUAAAAGUCGCUUGGAUUUGGCAUUGAACAAGAACAAAAAUUUACAAGACCAUCAAUCUGUUCUACAAACGCGUGUGGAAAAACUUCAAGUGAAGCUAAAGUUUACAGAAACUGAAAAUAUUUCUCUCAAUGAAGAAAUCAAAAACAUCCGUUCUCAAUUGGAUACAAUUAAUCGAGCAUAUGAUUUACAAACAGAAGUCGUAAAUCAAUUACAAACAAAAAUGUCCAUACUGGAAGAGAAUAUUACUGUGAAAAGUAAACAAUUAUUAAAUUUAGAAAAUUCAUUAAAUCAACAACAAGAACAAAAGGUAAUUGUAGAUCAUUAUAAUAAUAAUAAUAAUAAUAAUAAUAAUAAUAAUAAUAAUAAUAAUAAUAAGUUUACAUGUUGCACACAAUUACUAGAAAAAUCAGAACAACAUUGUCGUAAUAUAGAAAAUUUAGAGAAACAUUUAACUUCAAAUACGGAAGAAUUAAAUAAAGCCAAUGAAAUUAUUAAACGUUUACAAAAUGAAGUGAAGAGUUUACAAUCAAAGGCUAAAUUACGUGGUCAAGUAGCCAUGGAACAAGAACGUUUACUAGUUUCAAAAGACACUGAAAUCCGAACACUACGAGCUAAAUUAGAUAAGUUAGAAGCAGAAAUCACAAAUGUCAAAAAACAAAAUACUCAGUUAGUUGAAGAGCAUAAUCAAACCGUGCAAAAUUUAGAAGAUGCUGAGAAAACAAUUAAGUCAAAUGAAACAAUUAUCGCUUGGUUAAAUCGACAGAUUGCCGAAAAUGAUUCGGGUUAUGUACAAAAUCGUUUGAAGUUGUCAACUUUUCCAGUAAUCAGUAUGCCUUCUGGAGUAAUUGAUUCCCUUACUACAAAUAAUACAAUUGCCUCUCCUAGAAAUGAUAAAUCCUCAGCAAUGGAAAAUAUUCCUUCACGUGUAUCAUUAACGCCACAUUCACAAGCUUCUCAUAUGGUCUCUUUACUUAACACACAUACACCAGUCACAGUGUUCUCCUCUACAAAUACCAACAAUACCUUACAAACAGUUGAUAAAAAGCUGUUAGAUCUACCAACCAGUUCGAAAAGUGUUCCUUCUGCAAUAAUGGAUAACACGAAUUUCCCACCUACAAUACUUUCAACUCAUUUACCGCUAACCACUUCCAACUGUGUGAAUCCUAAAGAAAAUUGUGAUUUAUAUCUUGUUACAGAUGCAUUGAAUUAUCGUAAUUCAAAUUCUUGCAAUCCAUCUCAAUUAGCUGACAACAUAUCAACUACAAAAUUGACCAAUUGCACUGUUAAACUACGCAACAGUUCCAAUCACAAAUUACCAUCAACCAAAUGUUCAGGUCCCAUUGAUUUUAUCAAUGAUGAAGAGUAUCAUCAACAAUCACUAGCGUCGGCCUAUUUCCCUCAAGUAUCAUCUCCUCCUUGAAUUUGCAUUCCAACUUCAAGUAAAACAAGUGUCGAUGAUCUCUCCCUCCCUCCCUCCCUCCACUAUGUGUUUAUUACAACUAGUGAAUCUGCGAUGGAUCAGUUCGGUUACAGUGUUGUUUUGUAUUGCUACUUAUCAUUUUAUAAUACUGUGUACAUUUGUUGUAAAUAAUAACUAAGUUUUCUGUUUG